Molecule: messenger RNA, 876 nt
Organism: Postia placenta MAD-698-R-SB12
Lineage: Eukaryota; Fungi; Basidiomycota; Agaricomycetes; Polyporales; Adustoporiaceae
Exons: 4
Source: RefSeq, a predicted model, not a curated record
GGGCAACAUCGCGAGGUCGAGAACGCGCUUGUUUCUCGCCUCGCUACUAUCGAGGCCGACAUGCAGAAUCUCAAAUUGCAGUACGAGAGCGAGCUGAGGGCGGCUCGAGCGCAGAUCGCCGACGCUGAGAUGGCGCGUACGCAGUUGCAAUGCGACCUCUCGUGCACGCAGCUUGAGCUGCAAACCAAGGACGUGCACCUCGAGUUCGAAAAGGAGCGCUGUGAGGCGCAGCUCGCGCAUAUCGCGGAGCUCGAAGCGGGGUAUAUGCACCAGCACGACGAGGCGGAGGCCCGCGUCAGGCAACUGGAUGAGGUUGCCGCCGAGGCGAUCCGCAUGCACGAUGAGGCGGAUACGCGUGCGCUGGAGGCCGAGGCAUUGCGCACGGAGCUGACGCGCGUAGAGGCUGGGAUCAAUGACCGCGAGGCAGAGCUGAGGAGAGCACUUGCUGCGCGUGAGGCAGAGGCCGCGGAAGCAGAGGCGAGAGAACGUAAACUGGAGGCAAGGGUUGGCGAAAUGAACGCUGAGAUAGAACGGCUGAACAAGGAUGCUGAGAGCGCACGGGGUGAGGCGCGGAUGCUUGCCGAUCAGUUGCAGUUGCAGUUACAGUCGCAGGAUGCACAGAAACAUGUCGACAUGGAUACUUCAGAAGCCACAGAAGAACCCGAUCAGCGAUCGGACGCCAUGAUGAAGAACCUCAGCCGUUAUUAUGACUUGUCAUCUCCGUGGGCUCCGAGAGAACAGCCGGGUAGUAUUUACGUAGAACGCUCGACCGACGAUAUUAUUGAGCUGUGUGAAGUCAACAAUUCUAUUCAGUCCCCGACUGAAGCCGAGGAGACUGGAGCCGGUGAGACUGAAGCGGAGCAAAGUGUAGUUGCC